UUUAAAAUAUUUACAUUUUUUUUAAAAACACCUUAUUUUUUCAUGGAUGCUAAUUAAGAGCCAUGGAGUAUUAGUACUUAUACAACAAAACUACCCUUUUCAUAAUUCAAAUGAGUGGAAAAGGGAAAGUUCUCAAAAUAGCAAGACUAAGUUAGAAGAAGAUUUGUGCUAGAGUACAAGUUUUCAUUAUUAUCUGUAUAAAUAUGGGAAAUAAAAUGUCAACUGGAUCAGCGAUAAUUCCAGAAGGUGUUGGAAGUGUAGUUUAUGAUCAACAAGGGAUGAAACAUAAUCAUCAAAUCAAAUCUGGGUCUGUCCAUUCCCAACGAGGUGGUAAACCUGUUAACCAAGAUUCAGCUGUUCUUUGUCAGGGUUAUGGAUCAGAAGAAGGUAUCCUUUCUGGAGUAUUUGACGGCCAUGGAAAAAAGGGUCAUUUAGUGAGUAAGGCUAUCAAAACUAGGUUGCCAUUGCUACUACUUGAUCAUAAGAAUAAGGCUUCGUCCAGUCAUCAGCUGAAUUGUGAGGAUGAAUCUGAUGAAAGUCAUUUGAAAGACCAGAGUUGUUCGUCACCAAAUAGAAAUAGGUUACUACUUCAAUGGAAGGAGGCUUUUUUCAAUGCUUUCAAACAAAUGGAUGAAGAGAUUAAAAUGGUGGAAAAAGUUGACUACUCUUUUAGUGGAAGUACUGCUGUUGUUGCUCUCAAACAGGGUAAUGAUCUUCUAAUUGCUAAUCUUGGGGAUUCAAGGGCUAUACUAGGAGUUAGAGGAGAAAAUGGAGUUAAAGCAGUUCAACUAACCACAGAAUUAAAGCCUGGUACACCAGAGGAAGCUAAAAGAAUAAGAAGGUACAAUGGUAGGGUGUUUUCCCUAAGGGAUGAACCAGGUGUUCCGCGAGCAUGGCUACCUCAUGCUCAGAGUCCAGGGAUGGCCAUGUCACGAUCCUUUGGCGACUUGGUCAUGAAACAUUAUGGAAUCAUCUCUACUCCGGUUAUCACCCAUCAUCACAUAACUUCUAACGAUUUGUUUAUCUUGCUUGCUACCGAUGGAGUUUGGGAUGUGCUUAGCAACGAGGAGGUUGUGUCGAUUGUAAGGGGUGUAGAGGACGAAAAGAUGGCAGCGAAAGCUGUUGUGGACGCGGCUGUGGCAGCAUGGAAGAUCAAGAUUCCGUGUGAUAAGCGCGAUGAUUGUACUGCUGUUUGCUAUUUUCUACUGAAGAAGGAUCAGACACAAGCAGAACUGGUAUCUUGAAUGAUGAGGUAUUUGUUGUUCUUAUAACAAAGCUCAAGUGGUCUCAUCGUAAGGUGAUUUGGACUCGAAUCGAGGAACUCUUAGGAGAUUCUUCCUGCUCAUUUUCUGAGGAUAAGCAAGAUUCAAAGAUUGGGGUACAAUAUUGAAGGAUUUGGCUUAGAAUCAAAGGAAAGGUACCUUAGAUUAGAGGGGUUGUGGAUGUGCAUGGUGGGAAUGGAUUGUAGUUAGAUCUUGUGGAAAAAUAUAACAAUGUAUGUUGCUGGGUUUUCUUUCUUACUUUUUUUUUUCUUGCGGUAUAACCAUGAUCAUGGAAUUAGACCUUGGAAAAAUUGAUUCGAAACUCAACCGAAAAA
Messenger RNA from Amaranthus tricolor (Joseph's coat), 1597 nucleotides. RefSeq names its product probable protein phosphatase 2C 12. The record is from RefSeq and is a predicted model, not a curated record. The transcript is spliced from 5 exons. Gene Ontology annotation, biological process: protein dephosphorylation. The coding region runs from base 204 to 1244 and encodes 346 amino acids. Gene Ontology annotation, molecular function: protein serine/threonine phosphatase activity. Lineage: Eukaryota; Viridiplantae; Streptophyta; Magnoliopsida; Caryophyllales; Amaranthaceae.